Messenger RNA from Pseudovirgaria hyperparasitica, 1176 nucleotides. Its product is annotated as ubiquitin carboxyl-terminal hydrolase-like protein isozyme L3. The transcript has a single exon. Gene Ontology annotation, cellular component: cytoplasm. NCBI's taxonomy places the organism in Eukaryota, Fungi, Ascomycota, Dothideomycetes, Acrospermales, Acrospermaceae. Bases 291 to 992 code for a protein of 233 amino acids. The record is from RefSeq and is a predicted model, not a curated record. Gene Ontology annotation, molecular function: cysteine-type deubiquitinase activity. Gene Ontology annotation, biological process: protein deubiquitination; ubiquitin-dependent protein catabolic process.
GCUUCCGUCUUCAUAUUGUCCAUAUUAGGCUUAUCUAUGAAUAACAUAACAUCAUCUAUCUCCAAGUCUGACACUCUUGUCUCGUAACAUUCAUCUAUUUCAACCUGUUUGCCAAUCUUGAACCUCUGUCGUCACCCGUAAGUCACUGAACGUGCGUAUCGCAGACUCGUAACAAUGCAGCGGGGUGGGGAUGAAAGUGCGAAGAAGAAAUGGAUAAUGCUCGGUAGGCUAUAGACCCGCCCUUCUUCUGUGCCAACCUUUUGUUUUGGCCGAAUCUCCGAUGUAAUUCGAUGACAGAGAACAACCCUGAUGUUAUGAAUCAACUCGCAGCGAAGCUGGGUGUUUCACCUGAGUUGCAAUUCUACGACGUAUAUUCACUAGAUGAGUACGAGCUACUGGCACAUAUUCCUCGACCCGCCUUCGCGCUUCUUGUAAUCAUUCCUCUCAGCCCAGCGUGGGACAAAGAUCGAAUGGAUGAAGAUGCCGAGACUGAAGACUAUGCCGGGUUUGGCUCAGGAGAACCAGUCAUCUGGUUCAAGCAGACCAUAGGCAAUGCAUGCGGAUCAAUUGGUCUUCUUCACAGCGUCGUGAACGGCCCAGCUGUAGAUUUCAUCAAUCCAAACUCAGAUCUCGCAGACAUACGUGAACGCGCCAUACCGCUUGACAUGACAUCACGUGCGAAGAUGCUUUAUGAUAAUGGAUCUUUUGAGACAGCCCAUAAGUCUGUUGAGCUGGUUGGAGACACAAGUGCUGCCCACAUGGAUGGGCACGCCGGUCAGCAUUUUGUCAGUUACGUCAAAUCCAAAGGCAAACUUUGGGAACUGGAAGGCUCGAGAAAAGGCCCUAUCGAUAGAGGGGAACUUGCAGAAGACGAAGACGUUCUUAGUCCAAGAGCACUUGAACUGGGACUGAAAAGGAUCAUGAAGGUGGAGAGCGAUGCUGGGGGAGGAGAUCUUCGCUUCAGCUGCAUUGCGCUGAGCCGGAAGCAAUAGACUUCAAAGGAAGUCGCACCACAAUUCGGCGGCGAACGCAGCACCACUAUAUCAGAGUGUUCAUUAUAAUUAUUUUUCCGGCACAGCGCCAUCGCCAUAUGGCUUCCCGUGAUUCAUUAUUCGUAGCUACUUCCGUGUUCAUGUAACACUCUUCUUGCAGCAGUAUACUGGUGUAUCUGACAAC